Messenger RNA from Gongylonema pulchrum, 348 nucleotides. The record is from the annotation of a GenBank genome assembly. NCBI's taxonomy places the organism in Eukaryota, Metazoa, Nematoda, Chromadorea, Rhabditida, Gongylonematidae.
AUGUGCUCUGUUAAAUGGCACUGUGGCUGGAGUGCAGGCGCCAUCCUGGAGCGAUCUACCACCAUGCAAAGGCAGCAGGAGCAGGCAGCUCUUGCCGUUUCACAUAUAAACAUACACGCAGCAGCGGCCAGCUCACGCGCAUUCCCCUGCGCUGGCCUGAAUUCACCUCGCAUUUUGUCAUCCUCCGAGGAUCUCGAGCUGCUUCGCAUACGGUCCCAGAUGCAUUUCUGCUGUAUUCCGUGCAUCCUGCUUCGGGAUGAUUCUGAUGCCGAACGUUUAUUCGCUCCGUCCAGCAGCAGCAGCAGAUCUAUUUUAUUUCUUUAUUGCUGCAGCACUGAUGUUCGCUGA